CCUGCUUUCUAGAUACAAGUGGGAGCUCCAUCAGAAACAAAGUGAAGAUGCCAGAGCCUGCAAAGAAAACAGUUUCUGCAUUUACCAAGAAGCCAAAGACAGCAGAGGUGACGGCCGGAAGCACAGCUGUGUUUGAAGCAGAGACAGAAAAAGCUGGCAUCAAGGUGAAAUGGCAACGGGCCGGCACAGAAAUUACUGACAGUGAGAAAUAUGUCAUCAAGGCAGAAGGAAACAAGCAUUCACUGACAAUCAAUGAUGUAGGAAAAGAAGACGAUGUGACAUAUGCUGUAAUAGCUGGAAGUUCCAAGGUCAAAUUUGAACUCAAGGUCAAAGAACCAGAAAAGAGCGAGACGGUCACUCCUGCUGCAGCUGCUCCAGACCCCGCUGCCCCACCAGUAGAAAGCAGCCAAAACACAGAAGUUGCACUUGCUGGGACUCAGCCAGAAGGCCCUGUGGACCCUAUUGGGCUCUUCGUGACACGACCCCAGGACGGAGAAGUUACUGUUGGUGGAAACAUCACAUUCACUGCCAAAGUGGCAGGUGAGAGCCUGCUGAAGAAACCAUCGGUGAAAUGGUUCAAAGGAAAGUGGAUGGACCUGGGAAGUAAAGUGGGCAAACAUCUUCAGCUACGUGACAAUUAUGAUCGAAAUAACAAGGUGUACACCUUUGAAAUGGAAAUUGUAGAAGCAAACAUGACUUUUGCAGGAGGAUACAGAUGUGAGGUGUCUACCAAGGACAAGUUUGAUAGUUCUAAUUUCAACCUGACAGUCAAUGAAGCACCAGCAACUGCAGACUUAGAUAUUCGUGCUGCCUUCCGACGCACGAGCCUGGCAGGAGGGGGGAGACGGAUGACUUCAGCCUUUCUCAGUACUGAGGGACAUGAAGAAGGUGGAGAGUUUAAUUUUAGUGCUCUACUGAAAAAGAGAGACAGCUUCCUGCGCUCCGUAAAUCGAGGUGAAGCAAAAUCCGAAUCGCAAUCUGAAGCUGAUGUGUGGGAAAUCCUGAGGAAAGCUCCUCCUUCUGAAUAUGAGAAAAUUGCUUUUCAGUAUGGUAUCACAGAUUUGCGCGGGAUGCUGAAACGCCUCAAACGUAUAAAGAAGGAAGAGAAAAAAAGUACAGCAUUCCUCAAGAAACUGGAUCCAGCUUACCAAGUGGACAAAGGACAAAAGAUCAAAUUAAUGGUGGAAGUUGUCAAUCCAGAUGCUGAUGUGAAAUGGCUGAAGAAUGGACAGGAGAUCCAAGUGAGCGGCAGCAAAUAUAUUUUUGAGGCUAUUGGGAAUAAAAGAAUACUGACCAUAAACCACUGCUCUCUGGCCGAUGAUGCAGCAUACGAAUGUGUGGUAGGAGAGGAGAAAAGCUUCACGGAAUUAUUUGUAAAAGAACCUCCAAUUCUAAUCACUCGUCCUCUGGAGGAUCAGAUGGUGAUGGUUGGACAGAGAGUCGAGUUCGACUGUGAAGUGUCUGAGGAAGGAGCUACUGUGAAAUGGGAAAAGGAUGGAAUUGAGCUGACACGGGAGGAAACGUUUAAAUACCGAUUCAAGAAAGAUGGAAAAAAGCAGUAUCUAAUUAUUAAUGAGUCAACCAAGGAGGAUAGUGGACACUACACUGUGAAGACCAAUGGUGGGGUGUCUGUUGCUGAACUAAUUGUACAAGAGAAGAAGCUGGAAGUUUAUCAGAGCAUCGCAGACCUGACAGUGAAGGCACGUGACCAGGCAGUCUUCAAGUGUGAAGUUUCCGAUGAAAAUGUGAAAGGAAUCUGGUUGAAAAAUGGAAAGGAGGUGGUUCCAGAUGAAAGGAUAAAGAUCUCCCAUAUUGGCAGAAUCCAUAAGCUAACUAUUGAGGAUGUCACACCAGAUGAUGAGGCUGAUUAUUCCUUCAUCCCUCAGGGAUUUGCUUACAACCUUUCUGCCAAGCUUCAGUUUUUGGAGGUCAAGAUUGAUUUUGUACCAAGAGAAGAACCUCCCAAAAUCCACCUUGACUGUCUGGGCCAAUCCCCUGACACGGUUGUCGUGGUGGCUGGGAAUAAACUGAGAUUGGACGUUCCCAUAUCAGGAGAUCCAGUGCCCACUGUCAUCUGGCAGAAAGCAAACAAGAAAAAGGACCUUGUGCAAAGCUGUGAUGAUUCCCUCGCUCCCUCAGAAAACAGCAGUGAUUUAAAUACUGAUAGUAAGGUUUUGUUUGAAUCUGAGGGCAGAGUUCGUGUGGAGACAUAUGAAGACCACUGUGUCUUCAUCAUCGAAGGAGCAGAAAAGGAGGAUGAGGGAGUAUACCGAGUUACAGUCAAGAAUCCUGUGGGAGAAGAUAAGGCUGAUAUCACAGUCAAAGUUAUUGAUGUUCCUGACCCUCCAGAAGCUCCCAAGAUCAGUAACAUUGGAGAAGAUUACUGUACUGUACAGUGGCAACCCCCUAAAUACGACGGUGGACAACCAGUACUUGGCUAUAUUUUAGAGAGAAAGAAGAAGAAGAGCUAUCGAUGGAUGAGACUGAACUUUGACCUUUUAAAAGAGCUCACCUAUGAAGCCAAGCGAAUGAUUGAAGGAGUAGUUUAUGAGAUGCGGAUUUAUGCAGUGAAUUCUAUUGGCAUGUCCCGACCAAGCCCUGCCUCGCAGCCCUUCAUGCCUAUUGCUCCUCCAAGUGAACCAACCCACUUUACAGUCGAAGAUGUUUCUGACAGCACUGUUUCCUUGAAGUGGAGACCACCAGAGCGGAUUGGAGCUGGCGGAUUAGAUGGUUAUAUUGUGGAAUACUGCAAAGAUGGAUCUACAGAAUGGAUUCCGGCUCUUCCUGGCCUAACAGAGCGUACAUCUGCACUGAUUAAAGACCUGGUCACGGGGGACAAACUUCAUUUCCGUAUAAAGGCUAUAAACUUGGCUGGUGAGAGUGGAGCAGCAAUAAUCAAAGAGCCUGUUACUGUGCAAGAGAUCCUGCAGCGUCCCAAAAUCUGGUUGCCCCGCCAUCUCAGACAGACUCUGGUGAAAAAAGUGGGUGAGACUAUCAAUAUUGUGAUCCCUUUUCAGGGUAAACCAAGACCCAAAAUCAUUUGGAUGAAAGAUGGCCAAACACUAGACUCCAAAGAUGUGGGAAUUCGGAACAGCAACACGGAUACAAUCCUUUUCAUCAGAAAGGCAGAGCUCCAUCACUCAGGAGCAUAUGAAGUCACUCUUCAGAUAGAAAACAUGACUGAUAAAGUUGCAAUAACAAUGCAAAUCAUAGGUAAGAACCUGACAACGUCAAAAUUGAGCAUGUCAUACAAAAUAAAAUAA
Molecule: messenger RNA, 3263 nt
Organism: Merops nubicus (carmine bee-eater)
Lineage: Eukaryota; Metazoa; Chordata; Aves; Coraciiformes; Meropidae
Gene: MYBPC3
Product: myosin binding protein C, cardiac
Molecular function (GO): protein binding
Source: RefSeq, a predicted model, not a curated record